Messenger RNA from Cadophora gregata, 4527 nucleotides. RefSeq lists its product as uncharacterized. Bases 2727 to 4295 code for a protein of 522 amino acids. The record is from RefSeq and is a predicted model, not a curated record. The transcript has 6 exons. NCBI's taxonomy places the organism in Eukaryota, Fungi, Ascomycota, Leotiomycetes, Helotiales, Ploettnerulaceae.
CAGAGCCAGCCACGACCUCCACCUCGAACUCGCUACAGUGGUGCGUUGCCAGCAUCCUUCACGGGGUGUGAGGCUCUGGAGAUGGAUAAUUUUGCUAUGCAAGCUCCCUGAUAGGAAGUUUGUCUCCCGUGGGUCUUCUUAAUUGAGGGCGAGGGGAGGUGAAUGUCGAUGAUGGGAGACAGAUCUUUGUCGAAUACGAUACGAAUAUGAUGCGAUGCGAUACCUUUGUGCAAGGCAGACUCGAGAGUUGGAUUCGAGCUCGGAUUUGUUCGAAGGGCGAAUACAGGCUGCUUAGGAGGGAGGUUUGACCGGCGCUGCUGGACCUGGGAGGCAUACGACUUGGCCAAUGCCUUGAUGCUCAAUCAGUGUCGGCAUCUACAGUGGCUGCAGUCUGCACUCAACUCUACAGCGCUGGUAAAUACUCCGAAGCCACGGGGGCCAGUGCUACACAACACCAUACAAAUGAGAUAUUACAUAAUGAAUUCAAUCUGCAGCGAUCAAUAUCCAAUUAUUCCAUCAUUAUUUCCUCUUGUCAAUAGGCCGUUCGAUCGCCAAUGCACAAGUAAAGCAGACUUAUCACUAAACUCCCAGAUGCGGAUUUGACAGCGACCCUUCUUGACACCCCGCCUUGACACUACAAUGCGCCGUCGUCUUCCCACACCACCCACUGCCCGAGCAACAUUGCCCAUACCUACUUCCCAGGCAUGUGUAACCCCUAUCCCACCCACACGUCCCAUCCUCACUCGGCGCAAGACAAAGGCCUGCCUGACCUUGACACCUCAAUCCGCAAUAAGCAGGUGUCGAACCACAAUACCCCGCCUCAGAACAACAAGGUCCGAACGUACUGUCCGUACAAACGUAAUUCGUAGCACCACCACAUGUGCCGAGCGGAGAUAUCUGGGUACAUUGUCCGAAGGCGGGUUGGCAGCCUUGAGAGAGCAGACAGAAGGUAGAAUUGAAGCCACAGAAACCAUAGCUGGAACAGCAAGCGCCUUCCCAUGGGCCACCGGAACAGGUUGUAGAUGUUUUGGUUCCGCAAAUGCCGUCCAGGCUUGGUGUUAUGGAUGGAGAUGGAGUGGUGCAAGUUCCGAACUGGGGUUGACAGCCAUGGGAGGAGAGACAGUGGGAUGAUAGAUUACCGCACUGGGAGAAGUCAACUCUAUUAGAGCAGGUCGUGGACAGAUACUGUCCCCUGGGUCACAUAAGAUAGGCCUGUGAUGAGCAGCACGGACCAUAUGAGGAACCAGUGCAAGUGUAUGCCUUUUGGCCGCCACAUGUUCCGUCGGGCGAAGGGAGUGGACCAUUGCUGAUUGCUACUGAGGCAUCGGCAAAUUCUUUUGGAACAGCAAAGAGCGGACUGGCUAACAGAAGGACAGUAAUAGUAAGUGGUACGCAACGGAAAGGCAGCAUAUUGGAGAGCGUAGACAGACAGAAGUCUCAUGGGGCAGUGGAAAGGGAUUGAGGAAGACGGUAUGGCUUUUAUACCGCACUUACCAGUGCUCCUAACUCUUAAAGAAACACUGACAACAUUCAUGGUAACUCGAGUACUCAUACGAGGAGAUACGAAUGCAAGAUGCCGCUGAGGGGCUAUGUGCCACGAGGAUUUAGCAGCCGUCGAGAAUUGCAUGUUGCAUAAAAGAAGAACAAACGUCUCAAGAUCAUGCUUCGUUCAAAUGUAUAAGAUUUCUAAACCAUAUGGCCAAUGGAAUCUUUCUCCAAAUUCGCAUCAUCGCGUCUUGCGUCGUAAUCCGCAUUUGCUGCUACGGAUGGGCCAUGGUAGCGAUAGAAUCACAUGAGAAAUAAAACAUGCAGAUACUCUUGCUGUGGUUAAGUUCAAAUCCUCCCCACAUGACGUCGAUGCACUAUUUACCUAAGUGGCCAAGGCAUGGUUUCAAGCAGAUCAGGGGAGCUUUCCUCCACCUCAACACUUCAGUGUACCUAUCCUUUGCAGUGGAAUUUAUCUUCAUCUACGAGUAGCGCCGCUUAUUUGUUUUCGACACAGGGAUCCACGCUCCGCUUUUUUUUUCAGCCCUGUGAACAAUGUGGCGUUUUGUUGGCUAUGCCUACUUGGGAAAUUUCAUCUCCUUUCUGAGCAUUUUAUCUAUUGGGUCUUGUUUUUGUCUUGUUCUGGCUGUUGUCUUGCUCUUCUUCCAGUUUGUUUUAUUCAACUACAGACGUGGCGUGGUGAGAGUGAGGAUUUUGCACGCCAAUCUAGGAUUUGAGUAUGGUGCUAUUGGCUUGAGUCAGACAGCCCCUUUCCAUGGCAUUUCUCGAUUUCUCGAUUUCUGACGAAGUCUUCGCGACAUGAUCAAGAUACUCCGCUGAUAUUCAUUGGAUUCUUUCAAGCUUAUGGGACAUGUCUUGCUUAAGCCAGCCUCGUUCGUUCGCCGUGCACCAUUUGAGGCUUGGAAUUGGAUCACUUAUCGGAAGCGAGCAAAAGAUCGUCAACUCCAAGAUUCCACCGUCAAAUGGCAGAUACGGAAAUUGCUGGAGCGGCCCGCACCUUUUAGUGUCAUCGAAUCGGAGCAUAUCCCACUUCAUUCGGGUUUUCAGCUCCUGCAAGAAACUGUAGUUGGUUAGUACCGUGUCAGAAACCCCGCUGUGUUUCCCGAUAUGUCGGAAUGACUUCGUUCAUCCCGAAAAAUGAAAUCAUACGAAUAUAAGUUCUAUGCCUCUCCUCCUCCUGAAGUUUCCUUUCCAAUCAGUUCAUAGCCAGUCUCACAGUAAUGGCUUCCACAUACGACAAGACCUUUGUCUCCACAGAAGUCGAUGCCCAGCCCAAGAGACUUGUCAUCUGCUGUGACGGGACUUGGCAGUCAGCAACUUCUCUGGACCCGACAAAAGGGUGUUCAUCCAAUGUUACGCGCUUAAGCAGAGUUCUUGCAAAUGCUGGAAAGGACAAGGAUGGCAAGGAAUGGCAGCAAGUGGUCUACUACGACGCAGGAAUUGGGACUGGCGAUAUUGCUGACACAGAGAAGAAGCGACAAGGUGGGUUGGGAAUUGGAUUGAUCGAGAACAUUCUUGAAGCCUAUAACUUCCUGGCCAACAAUUAUCGAGCAGGCGAUCAGCUUUUCUUUUUUGGCUUCUCACGAGGUGCAUAUACCGUUCGUGCUACAGCUGGACUUGUCUGCCAGCUAGGUGUUUUGAAACCUGCAGCGAUGCCCGUUUUCAUCUCAAACUAUAACGACUAUAUCCACAGGAAAGAUGGCGUCGAGGAAGCCUUCACCGAAUACCCUCCAUGGAAGAAGUUCAGCGAUCAAGGAGGACACGUUAUUGCCCCUCCAGCCGAUAUCAAAGUCCAAGUGAUUGGUGUUUGGGACACAGUUGGAGCUCUAGGUAUUCCUGAUCUAGGGCAUUGGUUCAAGUGGUACAAGGCAGAUAAGAAAGCAUAUCAAUUCUACGACACGUCGUUGAACGACAACAUUCUACACGCCUACCAAGCCCUAGCUCUCGACGAGCGCCGAGAAUCCUUUGCCCCUGCUAUCUGGAAACUUAGACCACCACCACUUAUAGAUCCCAAGGGUGACCCACGAGGACCUCGACAAAGACCCAAAACGGCUCUUUGCCAGUGCUGGUUCCCAGGCGCACACAUCAAUGUCGGUGGAGGUAGCUCAGCGAACGCGGGCAAGAACCCAAAAGGCGACAGAGAACAACUUGCCUCGGUUAGCUAUGCUUGGAUGCUUGACCGAAUCCGCCCUCAUCUGGCACUAUCCGAAUCCGCCCUCUCCUUCCAAAUUGCCGAAUUCAAGAGGAUGGCAGAAGCAGAUACGCCGUCUGAAGAAAGUUGGUCGAUCUGGAAUGCGCCUAGAAUCGUCAAAAACAUCAUUUCGGACACUACGAACAAAGUGUUGCCAGCUGGGUACGGACUUGGAGAGAUUGAUGACAGUCACACACCUUUGUACUGGCUGAUGGCUUUCCCGAAGGAACGGGAGCCGAACUUUUACAAUAAGACUGGGAAGCAGAUCGCAGUAGAGGAGCAGUGGUAUACUGUUGAGCGAAUUCAUCCCAGUGUGCAUUAUCGCCAGCAGGCACAGUUGAGUCACGGUCUUGAACCGUAUAUACCAGCAGCCCUCCAGGGAUGGGAAAGGAAGGAAGAACUACACGGAGAAGGAAGGGACGGUGCGAGAAAGGGGUGGAAAUGGAUCAAAUUCAACGAAAAGAGGGAGAGGCUUGAUGAGAUGUGGGAAUUUGAGAUCGGCAAUUUCCCUGAGGGAAUGAACGUGGAGAAAAGACUCAUUGACGCCAGCCUGGUGAAGGACUAUCACGAUGAGGCGAGUGAGGUGUGGAAGAAGUAAGGGCAUUCCAACAUUGUGCAAGAAUGACUGCUGGCAACCAAGAUUGACAUUGGGUGGAUACCUGGACGACUGGAACUAUACAAUUUACUAUUUCAAGAUCUGGGACAAGCCGCCGUGUCGAACAACCAGUGCGUCCAAUCUGUCAGCCCACUCUAUCUCACCACUUUGACUUAAUAAUCUCAAAAUCACUUGGAUCAUUUCUCGCAGCCGUGAUAUCGAUCUCGAAGUGACC